This is a messenger RNA of Zea mays, 2494 nucleotides long. Its product is annotated as putative magnesium transporter MRS2-G. NCBI's taxonomy places the organism in Eukaryota, Viridiplantae, Streptophyta, Magnoliopsida, Poales, Poaceae. Gene Ontology annotation, biological process: magnesium ion transport. Bases 544 to 1974 code for a protein of 476 amino acids. Gene Ontology annotation, molecular function: magnesium ion transmembrane transporter activity. The record is from RefSeq and is a predicted model, not a curated record. The transcript is spliced from 4 exons.
ACGGGUAUCAUCACACAAGUGAACCGAAACCGAGUACUGCCAAACUAGCUGAAGCGCGCAGCCUUCGCCACCACACCAAGCAUCUUACCUUCGGGGGGCAGCGAUCGGAGCGGGCCGCGCCACUGGCACCAUCGACUCCUCAGUGGCGGCACCGAGAUGGAGGAGGGAUCGCUCGGCACCCGCGCACGAUGAGGGGAGGUGAAAGCACUGGAGAGUGCGAUGAGCGGGCGCGCGAGCAAAACGGCGGCAGUGGGUGUUGCAGCCAUCGGCGAGAAGGGGGAAGACGAAGAUAUUAUCUUCGCUUCUGGAUAGUGGUCUCUCUUUCGCGGCAAGCGCCAGCGCGGCAACUUGGCGCGUUGACGCUGCACGCAAUUUCAACCGUCCGACCAGCAUCCUAGGGCUUCCUCUCACGAGCGGUUGGCCCUGACCGGCCCACUCGUCUACCACAGAUUUGGAGUUCGACCACGACGACAGAACCCGCCGUCCGACCCAUUCACCCCCGUGGACCGUGCCGGUGCCGCGGCACGCCGCCGCCGCAACGCCAUGGGGAAGCGAUCCGGCGGCCGGAAGCUUCCGUUCUUCACCAGAUCCUCCUCGUCCUCCUCCAAGCGGAAUCGCUCCGGGCGUCGCCUCCCUUCCCCCUCCAAGCAGGACAACGCGACGAGGGCUCUUCUCGCCUCCCCCACCGCCGCCUCGCCGUCCGCGACCCCGGACUCUGCAGCGGCGGGGCAGACCGCCCAGCCGCCCUCUCCCCUCUCAGUCACCGCGGGCGCCGGGGGUGCCUUGUCGGGGAAGAUCACCAAGAAGAAGCCCGGCGCGCGCCUGUGGAUGCGGCUGGACCGCUGGGGUGCCUCCGAGGUCGUCGAGCUCGACAAGGCCACCAUAAUCCGCCGCGCUGGCCUUCCCUCGCGCGACCUACGGAUCCUUGGUCCCGUAUUCUCUCGCUCCUCCAGCAUCCUCGCUAGGGAGAAGACAAUGGUGAUCAACCUCGAAUUCAUCAGAGCGAUAGUUACUGCCGAGGAGGUGCUCCUGUUGGACCCUCUCAUGCACGAAGUGCUCCCUUUCGUUGAUCAAUUGAGGCAGCACCUGCCUCUGAGGAGCCUUGUGGGUGGGAAUGGUGAAUGUGCCCCUGAUGGCAAUGGAGAAAAACAGGGGGGCUCGCAUGGAGGCCAGGUGCCCCGUCUUAAUGAGGCGACCGGGGCAGAGCAUGAGUUUCCAUUUGAGUUCCAUGUGCUGGAGGUCGCGCUCGAGAUUGUGUGCUCAUCGUUGGACCUUAGCGUUGAUGACCUUGAGAGGCAUGCUACUCCAGUGCUUGACGAACUGACAAAGAAUGUGAGCACAAGGAACCUUGAGCGAGUGCGGAGCCUUAAGAGUCAUCUUACCCGUUUGCUUGCCCGUGUGCAAAAGGUCAGGGAUGAAAUAGAACAUCUUCUGGAUGAUAAUGAAGACAUGGAACAUCUGUAUCUAACAAGGAAGCAAGUACAAAACCAACAGGUUGAGGCUUUAAUGUCAUCUGCUGCUUCCAACAGCAUUGUUCUUGCUGGACCUGGUGUGCCCAGGUUGAACUCUAGCUUCCGGCGUAGCUUGAGCGUUGCUACGAGCAUGCAUUUGGAUAAUGAUGUGGAAGACCUAGAGAUGUUACUUGAGGCCUACUUCAUGCAGCUGGAUGGAAUUCGCAACAGAAUCUUGUCGGUUCGGGAGUAUAUUGAUGACACAGAAGACUACGUCAACAUUCAACUUGACAACCAGCGUAAUGAACUAAUCCAACUCCAGCUUACACUGACCAUUGCAUCCUUUGGCAUAGCUGCCAACACUUUCAUUGUUGGAGCUUUUGCAAUGAACAUCCCGAGCUCUCUGUACAACACCGAUAACACCCUCUUCUGGCCAUUUGUCGGGGGUACCUCAUCCGGCUGCUUUGUGAUCACCAUCCUCUUGUUUGGGUAUGCCUGGUGGAAGAAGUUGCUGGGUCCUUGAACACGAAACAAGAUGGCAGAGGGCCUUGUCAUGUUUGCAGAAAGGGAGCAGGCGCUCGAAGGAUAUUAGAGAACCGUGGGGAUAGCAUGGAAACCGUAUAUAACAUCUCACUGAGUGGCCCAUAAGAUGAGUACAUGUGAUUUCUCAUUAGCAUAAAUGAGAUGGUGUUGAUCGAUAUACUUUAUUGUUAACAUCAUUAGAUUAGAUCUUGCUGGCAAUAGAAAAAUGUUGCCAUGCGAUUUUAAGAUCCAGCAACGGUUGGUUUUGCUUACAGAUUGCUUUUCUUUCUAGUCUUGGAGGUGCCAUCUUCGGUGCUUCAGUUUUUGGGGAAUCGGCAGGUAAUGGUUGUUUAGCCGAGUAUAGUCACAUCUAGUGCCCAGUUUACUGGUCGGUCUCCCCCACCUGACGAAUUGUAAUAACUCUCAUGAUGAGUUGGUUGCUCAGUUGAGCCCAAUCUUUGUUCAAAGGAUCAGCUCUUCGAAUAUUUUUGUGAGCGCGUUGGUUGCUCAGUUGAGCCCUA